UUCCUGGUUUAUUCAUGUUUGAUGGUGUUUACUGUUUUGUUUUCACUUCGACUUGAAAAUUACAUAGAAUGGAGCUACUGGGCAGUGUUUACCCCAUUAUGGUUUUGGAAAAGUAUGGUGAUAUUGGGUGCUACUGUCGGCAGUUACAUAUGGUGGAGGCAUCCACAUUCUCGAUUAGAAGGGGAUGCAUAUGUUCACUACAAAGCAAUGCUUAUUACACUUGCAUUACACUUAAUUUUACUGAUGUUUGAAUUGCUUGUGUGCGAUCAAUUGGAAUCCAAGAGACAUUUGUGGAUUUUAGUGUUCAUACCUUUAAUUUUUAUCUCCAUUGUGUCAAUAGCAGUAUGUAUCUGGGCUGUGAAACAUGACAGGUCAUUCGAACUUGAAUUGUUUUGUGCAGUCAACGUUUUGCAGUUCAUCUUUCUUGCCCUCAAAUUAGAUAAGUUUGUUUCAUGGAGUUGGGAAGUGGUGUUUGUUCCACUUUGGGCUCUUUUGUGUUUGUCCCUUGUCGCAGUCUUAUAUGCCAUAGUAUUUGCUGCUGUUUUAUUGAGGACACCACAAAUCAAUGCUAGACAGAGGAGAACCUCAUUAAAUUCGGCCUUAGCAUACACGUUUUUAGUUGUUCCAGUAUUAGUAUUUCAAGUGAUGCUAGCAAACAAAUUAGAUGGUGACCUUAAUGUUAGGUAUACGACAAUAGCGAUACCACUAUUACUGUCACACGUCACACUUAUUUGCAUGUCUUUUGGAGCUAAGGGAGGAAAUAGAUGGCUGUGCCCUAUUUUACAAGAAUAUGGGAACAUUUCGUAUCAACCUAGAAGCGCUCAAGAUCAACCAGAAUCCAUUGUUUUUGAGAAGAAUGGAAAGAACCUCAAGAAGAAUGAUUCAACAAAGCCUGUUGAGCCAAUAAUAUCCAUAGAUAUGCCAGAUUGAUUGCAUUGGCUGUAAAUAUGUGCAAAUAAAUUUAUAUGGAAUAAUCUGUGGGAACACAUUUUGUUCUCAAAAUAAAUUUUCUACUGUGGUUACUUCUAAGAUCUAUGAGUAACGAAAGGUGUGACAUAACAAACUUUCAAAAAGAAAUGAAUUCGACGACUUGAAGUUAAGAUUGCAGAUCAAGAUUGCCAGUCAUUUUUGCACGAGAGGCAACAAUUAUGUCAAAAAUAGUUUUUACUGCCUUGGGUGUAAAUCAUGGAUUCUAGAUAGUUGUAAGGAUAAAAAGUUAUCCUAUUUGCUUGUUGAAGCAUUAGAAGUAAUGCAAUCCUCAAGAACGCAUGUAAAAGCUUCUGGUCGCAAAUUUAUCCUUAUGCGAUUUGAUACAUUUUUUUCUUGCCUCAGGAGCAGAAGCACUUUUAUCUGUACAAAGAGUGUAACGAUGUAGGAAAGGUGUGGAAUAUUAAUUUAUACAAUCGUUAGAAGUAUAAUGAUUUUUCUAAUUGCACACAAUAUUUUCAAGUGAAUUUGAAAUUUUGCUUGCUGUUAUAUUUGAAACUAAUAUUCUAAAUUCAACGUGAUACUUUAAACCUGUAAAUAUGUGAGAUAUGACAUUAAAGUUAACAACGUUUAAGUUUCUGACAAUAAAAUUUAAAUCAUAUGUAAAUGAGAACAUCGAGGAAAAACUGUAAUCAUUGCAUCGCUAUUGCGAUGAUUUUUUAAGGGAAAAAUUACUUAAAAUUUUAUUCAUGUUAAUUAUAACGAAAUUUCAUGUUUUAGAUCUCCAUUUACAUUUAUUAUAUUUAUUUAGAUUAUGACUUUUAUUUAAUUUACUGACGUGUUUUGAUUUUCUAUUGGAUAACUUCGUAAAUUAUUAUUUCCGGAGCAUAGUGGCCAAGCUAUAAACUUGCACGAUGUUCAUAAAAGUUGUUGGCAGUUAAAUUCAUUCUCUGAAUAAUAAAUUAAGAUGCGGAUAAAUACCACUAAUUUUUAGCUCUAACGUAUGCUUGUUUGUUUGCUUUAAAUAAUACAAUCAGCAAAUAUGAGCCUCCAGGAAAGUUUAACUGAGCUGGCUUAAAGCGGAGUUUCGAAAAGUGGCAGCUUUCACCUUCCAUGAAAAGACUUUUAAGUACUUGAAAUCCAUAAAUUACUUUUUACAAUAUCAAGCGCUGAAACGCAUAAUUUUAUUAUUGUGAGGAUGAUAACAUUUUCUUUACGACUGUGCCAUAAAAGAAAAUUUUCGUUAGCAUGCACAUACAGAGCUCAGAAACACAGGGACUUAUACAGGAUGACAGGGAUUAGUCUUAAAAAAUACAAAAAGAUGGGGGAAAUGUAACCAGCCACUGUAGCACAAGACUGAGCACUUCAUUGUUCGCAACAACCCACUAGUAAUUAAAACACUUCUGUUAGUUUGACGAAAAAAAAGAAACAAAAAAGUUUGUAAAUGUAAUAAGCGCAAAGUAAUUUUUAAAUAUAGAAAGCCAACUAAUGAUUGUUAAAACGUUGCUGAUAAAGAUCAUAGAGAUGCUGGGUGAGUUCAAUGGUAUA
This is a messenger RNA of Copidosoma floridanum, 2475 nucleotides long. RefSeq names its product transmembrane protein 185B. NCBI's taxonomy places the organism in Eukaryota, Metazoa, Arthropoda, Insecta, Hymenoptera, Encyrtidae. The record is from RefSeq and is a predicted model, not a curated record.